Malaclemys terrapin pileata is the source of this 1255-nucleotide messenger RNA. RefSeq names its product PRA1 domain family member 2 (gene PRAF2). The record is from RefSeq and is a predicted model, not a curated record. Gene Ontology annotation, cellular component: membrane. Lineage: Eukaryota; Metazoa; Chordata; Testudines; Emydidae.
AUGUCCGAGGUGCGGCCGCCCCCGCUGCGGGCGCUGGGCGAUUUCCUGCUGGGCCCCGCGCGCCUGGCGGCCCCGGACCCGCGCGACCCGCAGCGCUGGAGGAACCGGGUCCUCAACAACCUGCUCUACUACCAGAGCAACUACGGGCUGGGGCUGGGGCUGGCGCUGCUGCUGGGGGGGUACUUCUGGCCCCUGCACACCCUGCUCUCCGGCUCCGCCGUGACCCUCGUCUUCGUCGCCUUCGUCUGGGCGGCUGAGAACAAGGCCCCGAUUCGGCGCUUCCGGCGCAGCUACCCCGGCGCCAGCCUCCUGGCCGUGCUGGGGAGCGCCUACGGCCUGGUGUCCCUCUUGGGGGGCUCGGGGGUCUUCCUGCUGACAGUCACCCUGCCCAUCUCCAUGAUUCUCAUCCACGCCUCCUUUCGCCUCCGGAACCUCAAGAAUAAAAUCGAGAACAAGAUCGAGAGCAUUGGGCUGAAGCGGACGCCCAUGGGGCUACUGCUGGAGGCGAUGGGCCAAGAACAAGAAGCUGGCUCUUAGGGAGCGAGACAGGACCGCCCCCCCAGCCGUCCUUCCCACCAGCCCCUCACCAUUGCCUCGGGCCUGCGCUUCGCCACUCUCCUACACGCCCCGCUCGCGCUACCACGAAGAUGCAGCGUCCCCCUGAGUCGAGCCAGGCCUUGAGGUUGGAGUAGGGGAGGGGAUGAGCUAUGGCUAACCUGUGGAACUACCAACCACAUGAUUUGACCCAGAGGCCUGGAGAGCUUAACAGGAGGAGGAUGAGCUGUGGUUAAUCUGUGGAACUACCUUCCACAUGAUUUGGCACAGGGAAGAAUGGCAUGUGGUUAACUUGUGGCACUGCCCCACCACACGAUUUGACCCAGGAGCCAAGUGAGGGGCUGAGAGCUGGGUAAUCAUUUGAACGACCAGGGGCAUGGGGAAUUUAGCAGAGGAGAAUGGGGGGGGGGGGGUUUGGUUAACCUGUGGAACUACCUGCCACAUGAUUUGACCCAGGGACCAACCCCCUAGGUCUGUUUAUGUAGGCCCUAUCUAAGUACCCUGUUUAUAUGGCAACAAAAGAAACAAGGGGCUGUAAUACUGGAGGAUUGGGUCAGUGGGAAGGGCUGUAUUCAAGGGGGACCCCAAGGGUGCACUGAGGAUUCAGUGGGAUGCUGCAUCUGAUGCUGAGUAUUUGUCCACAACUCCUCCUAUUUAUUUGAGGAGCAAAAACAACGUCUAAUAAAACUUCUGUGCCAUU